Molecule: messenger RNA, 1185 nt
Organism: Meriones unguiculatus (Mongolian gerbil)
Lineage: Eukaryota; Metazoa; Chordata; Mammalia; Rodentia; Muridae
Gene: Cited1
Product: Cbp/p300 interacting transactivator with Glu/Asp rich carboxy-terminal domain 1
Exons: 3
Coding region: 525-1121 (198 amino acids)
Biological process (GO): regulation of DNA-templated transcription; melanocyte differentiation
Cellular component (GO): nucleus
Source: RefSeq, a predicted model, not a curated record
GAGGGAGAGGAAAAAAAGGGGGGAAAGGGGUCUGUCCUUCCUGGGAUUCCCAGCCGAGGCCAGCCUGCCGCCGUGUGCUUGUGCGCCAGGGCUCUCUGGGCGGCGAUGGGGGCUUGAGAGCCGGGUCGCCGCGGCCGAGAACCAAGCGUGGCGGCUGUUAUCGCCACCGCCCUGGAGUAAGGCGCUGAAGCUGCGGGCGGCCACCAGCACGGGCCGGGGCUGCUGGGCGCUGCACCGUGCGGUGCCGCGGCGCGGCGGGCAGUGCAGGCUUUUCCCAGGCGCCCUGGGGUCGGGAGGCCGCCGGUGCAACCUAGGACUCUGAAGCUAGAAGCUCGCCGCGGCGGCGGCGGCGGCGCCAGAGUGCUCGCCAAGGGGCUGGGGGCUCAGUCGCUCCGUCCGCGCCUCAGCCGGGGGGCGAGCUUCCCUCUCUCUCUCUCUCCAGCAAGCAGCUUCGCGGAGACCAAGAGACCCAGCUGGCAGCGUCAAUUCCCACCAGUUCAUCUGACUUCUGCCCAGACUCUGAAAUGCCAACUAUGUCGAGGCCUGCACUUGAUGUCAAGGGUGGUACCACCUCUGUGAAGGAGGAUGCCAACCAGGAGAUGAACUCUCUGGCCUACUCCAACCUUGGGGUGAAGGAUCGCAAGGCAGUGACCAUCCUGCACUACCCUGCAGCCACCUCAAAUGGAGCCAAAGCCAAUGGGGUUCCCGCCAGCUCCUCUGGAUCACCAUCUCCAAUAGGCUCUCCUACUACCACCUCUGCUACCAAAGCCCCACCCUUCAAUGUGAAUCCUGCCCCUCACCUGUUGGCUACCAUGCAGCUGCAGAAGCUAAACAGUCAGUAUCAGGGGGCCGCAGCGGCUGCUGCGGCCACUCCAGGCCAACCGUGGGAAGCAGGGGCCCUGCAAAACUGGGCCUUUGGGGCCCAGGCAGGAACAGCAGGCUCAGCCUCUCCUCCUGCUGGUGCCCAGAGCCCUGCUAUCAUUGAUUCUGACCCAGUGGAUGAGGAAGUGCUAAUGUCUCUGGUGGUAGAACUAGGGCUAGACCGAGCCAAUGAGCUUCCCGAGCUGUGGCUGGGUCAGAAUGAGUUUGAUUUCACUGCAGAUUUUCCCUCUGGCUGCUGAUGCGAAGUAUCCCUAAAAAUUGAGGAACAAAGCCACUAAUUCUGUUGUAAAUAAAAGUUACUUG